Messenger RNA from Rotaria sp. Silwood1, 678 nucleotides. The record is from the annotation of a GenBank genome assembly. NCBI's taxonomy places the organism in Eukaryota, Metazoa, Rotifera, Eurotatoria, Philodinida, Philodinidae.
AUGACUGGUGUAAAACAUCAUGAUGCACAAGUUCAAUGGAAUGAAAUAAAGUGGAAUGAAGAAUAUGCUAAAGAAAAAAUUGAGGGAUAUUUAGAAAUAUACAAUAAACUCGGAGCACCUUCAAAUGAAGAAAGACCUAAAAUUGAUCAAUCUAAUGAUACAACAAAUCAAAUCACAACAGAUAAUAAACAAUCAAAUGGUCUUGAUGAUCUCGAUGAAGAUAAGCAAGAAGAUGAUGAUGAUGAAGAAAAGAAAAGGAAAACAACGAAAAAAAGUUAUUACGUUAGAAAAUGUAAACUAAUUGAUGAAGAAUUAAUUGAAGAUUCAAAACAAUUGCCAGCUAUAAAUGAUAUUCCAUUAGAACCAUUAGAAAAACACAAAAGACAACCAGCACAAGAACGUGCUUUUAAAGAACUAAGUGCUAUUAAUGACCGUAUUGCUUCAUUAGUACAAGUUAAACAAAUGGAUUUAUCAACACCAGAAAAUAGAAAACAAUUAAUGCAAGAGAGAAAAAAGAAAGCUUGUGAAUUAAGACGUCUUCAACAAAAACAAAGAGCAUCAAUUAAAUAUCGAGUUAAACGAAGAAAAAUUAUUGAACAUUUAUUGGAAACAAAACCUGAAUUACAUCCACAAUUAAAAAAAUUUUAUCGUUACGGAGCUGUUCGACCACAAUAUUGA